CGCCGUCCAAUGAGCAGCUGAGUAUUGAGAAGCGGAGAAGGCGGGUCUGGUGUUAGUCGUAAAGUGAAGCGGCGUCUAUAGAGCGGUAAAGGGAGUGCGUGAGUGUGCGAAUUGUGAACGGCAGGUGUGUGAGGAACCCGUGAAGGAGAUAAAGGAAACCCGCGAAAGACUCCGUUCUUUCGGAAUAUGUCAGCCAUGUCUUCUCGAAGGGGUAAGAGCAAGAAGGCGGCAGAAAACCUGAUAAAGAGUGAAGAUCCCAAAGAUUUAGAACGAAGAAUUUUUGUCGGCAAUUUACCAUCAGACAAGAUGAGCCGUAAUGAUUUUGAAACCCUAUUUUCUAAAUAUGGAGCAAUCACUGCCGUCUCCAUGUUCCGUGGCUAUGGUUUCGUGCAGUAUGAACGCAAAGAAGAUGCAGAUUCUGCUUCCAAGGGUGAGAAUGGUCAGCUUUAUAAAGGGUAUAGAUUAGAUAUUAACAAAGCAGUCGACAGAAGAAAUAUGAAUAAAGGUCCAUCCAGGUCCAGCCCGUCACGAAGAGAUGUGUAUGGCUUUGGACAAGGCCAGGAGCAAAGACGUGAACGUGAACGCUCGCCGCUGCGCUCUAGCCCAAGGAGAGGUAGUAGAGAACCACGUGACAGAGAUUCAAGAGCAGUUCGUGAUGGGCGAGAUGGACGUGAGCCAAGAGACCGUGAUCUUCGAGAUUUGAGAGAUGGCCGUGAAAGAGAAUUCCGCGAACCUCGCGAUGCAAGGGACCCUCGAGAUACGAGGGAGCUCAGGGAUACGCGAGAUGCAAGAGACAUCAGAGAUACAAGAGAUGUCAGAGACCUUAGAGAUCUCCGCGAUGCUGCAAGAGAAACUAGAGAGUCCAGGGAAUUAAGGGAACUUCGUGAAACCAGAGAACCAAGAGAUGCUAGAGAUCUUCGUGCGCGUGAUGCAAGAGAUGUGAGAGACCCGUUGGAAAGAUACAGGGAGGCUCGAGACCCAAGGGAUCCGUUAUACAGAGUCGACGACAUCGCUGAUAAAUUUCGCCUUGACGAUUUGUCUAGAAAGAGAGAUGAUUUGUAUGAUCGGCUUAGGGACUCCCUCGAUAGGUUUCCAGAAGAUCGACUUAAACGUGAGGAACGACGCCGUGAAGAAUUGUACAGGCAAUAUUUUGACGAAAUUCAAAGAAAGGUUGAUGCUGAGCGCCCGGUUGAUUGCUCUGUUGUGGUGGUUAACAAACAGUCAAAGGAAUAUGCAGAAUCUGUGGGACGCAAGGUCCGUGACCUUGGCAUGAUGGUGGAUCUGAUCUUUCUAAACACAGAAGUUUCACUGACCCAAGCCUUGGAAGAUGUUUCUAGAGGAGGCUCACCUUUUGCUAUAGUGAUCACUCAGCAGCACCAGACGCAUCAUUCUUGCACCGUGAACAUCUUAUGUGGAACCCCGCAAGGUAGUCCCUCUGAACAUCGGAACAUGCCAAUUGCUGAUGCGAUGCUUCUUGUGGCGAGAAGCCAUGAGCGGUACAAAACAGAAUCGCGCGAUAAGGAACGUGAAGAUAUUGCACGGCAAGCUGCCAAGUUAUCGGCGGAAGCUAUAUUAAGAGAGCGUGGCGCUCUGGAUGAGGGGGUAAGGGGGGGUCCCCCCCCUGGAAUAAUGACUAUCAUAGGCUUGUUGGCAGACAAUAGAUAUGUGACCGCUGAAGAAAUAGACAAAGUCAUCCUAUAUCUACAGCAACGAAAAGAGAGAUUAAUGGCCAUGGCUGGUGACUCCUUACCAUCACAACUCUCAAGACAAACUGCACCAGCAACUUCUCUUGCUGCCCAAUCUUCUCUUGCGGGCAGUCAGUCACUCCAGCUGAAUCAACAAUUAAGCUCUGCUACUGCAGCACCUCAAACCACAAGUAGCUCUCAACAAGAGCUGCAGGCAAAAAUUCUCAGUCUGUUCAACAGUGGAGUUUCUACUUCAUCUAACCAAGUUAACACUGCAAGUUCUGCUGUCUCAAACCAGAACUAUGGCAAUCUAUCCAACACUCAGCAACGACCAGCAGGAUCAAUGGAUGCAGGACUUCUUGGUCCAGCCCCACAAAGACCUCAGCCAACAGCAAGUCAUAUGUCUAAUGUCAUGGCUGCAGGAUUAGCAAUGCGAAGUGCAGCACCUCGACCUGGUCCAACUCCUCAAAUGCAGAACCUGUAUGGACAACUUCAAAAUCGUGUCCAGGUACCUGGCAGUGUUCCAGGUCAAAGACCAGGAGCAUCUUCUGGUAUAAAUGUUGACAACCCUAGUGUGCAGAAGGCUUUAGACACACUCAUUCAAAGUGGGCCUGCACUCUCUCAUUUGAUGGGUCAGGCAGUAGGCCAGGCUCUUCGUGGUGGGCAAACGCAACAGCCUUCUAUGGGAUCAUAUCCCCGUCCCUUUUAGUGGAAAGGUGCCAUGUACAUUGGUCUCCUUGUAGACAUAAUUUAGUAGUGCAUUUCAUAACGUAAGAAAUUUAUGUAUUUCGUUCCUUCACCAUUUAUUGGUUCAUAAUUUUUAUAUCAUGCAGGGUCUAGCUAAAUGUUAAAUACUGUACUCCGUCAUGGUCUACAGACAAGCUCUGAAGAAUUUCUUCUCUUUGCUCAUCGGUCACCAAGAAGCUUGCAUUUGUGAAACGGUUUUGUGAAUUGUAUUUUCCAGCACUGUUAUGUUGUUACUUGGAACUGUAUUUCGUUGCAGCCUUUUUUUAGUAAAAAGUUCCACUAAAAAAAAAA
Rana temporaria (common frog) is the source of this 2723-nucleotide messenger RNA. It is a transcript of the gene NCOA5, whose product is annotated as nuclear receptor coactivator 5. Gene Ontology annotation, biological process: regulation of signal transduction. NCBI's taxonomy places the organism in Eukaryota, Metazoa, Chordata, Amphibia, Anura, Ranidae. Bases 187 to 2394 code for a protein of 735 amino acids. The transcript has 10 exons. Gene Ontology annotation, molecular function: RNA binding. Gene Ontology annotation, cellular component: nucleoplasm. The record is from RefSeq and is a predicted model, not a curated record.